AAAGAAAUACAUAAUUUUAAUUCAAGCCAAGUGUUUUCCAAGCAGAUUAUAUUUGCUUAAAUUGCUACAGUAAUUCAAGGACAGCCCUGUCUGGACACACAGUCACUGUGGAUUUUUAAGAGACUCAGUUAAAGAAUUUAGGAAUAUCUGAUUCAAUUUACAGGAUUUGCAAAUUCAUCAACCCCUGAAAACUAAAGCAAACUCAACAGGACAAAAAAAAAAAAAAAAAAAAAAAAAGAACAUGGGCUUUUUAAGUCCAGCAUGUGUCCUUUUCUGCUUUUUUGGAGUCAAAGUAUACUGCCAAUAUGAAAAUUAUCAAUGGGAUGAAGAUUAUGAUCAAGAGCCAGAUGAUGUCUACCAACCAGAAUUUCAAUUUCAUCAGAAUGAGGACUAUCAAGUUCCUUUUCAUCAGUACAUGUUAGGCUGUGCCACUGAAUGCUUCUGCCCACCCAACUUUCCAUCAUCAAUGUACUGUGACAAUCGCAAACUCAAGACUAUCCCGCGUGUCCCAGCUCACAUACAGCAAGUCUAUCUUCAGUUCAACGAAAUUGAGGCUGUGACUGCAGAUUCAUUCAUCAAUGCAACUUAUCUUAAAGAAAUCAAUCUCAGCCACAACAAGAUUACAUCUCAAAAGAUUGAUUAUGGUGUGUUUGCUAAGUUGUCAAAUCUACUACAACUUCAUCUACAGCAUAACAACUUAGAAGAAUUUCCAUUUCCUCUUCCCAAGUCUUUGGAAAGACUUCUUCUUGGCUACAAUGAGAUCUCCAGAUUGCAGACAAAUGCCAUGGACGGGCUAGUAAACUUGACAAUGCUUGAUCUCUGUUAUAAUCAUCUUGAAGAUUCCAUGUUACAAGAAAACAUACUUGCUAAAAUGAAAAAAUUAAUGCAGCUCAACUUAUGUAACAACAGAUUAGAAUCCAUGCCUCCUGGUCUGCCUUCUUCACUUAUGUACCUGUCUUUAGAAAAUAACUCAAUUUCUUCCAUACCAGAAAAUUACUUCAGUGAACUUCCAAAACUUAAUGCUCUACGAAUGUCACACAACAAACUACAAGACAUCCCAUAUAAUAUUUUUAAUCUUUCCAACCUUAUAGAGCUCAAUGUUGGACACAACAAACUGAAACAAGCAUUCUAUAUUCCAAGGAAUUUACAACACCUAUACCUAGAAAAUAACGAAAUUGAAAAUAUCAAUGUUACAGUGAUGUGUCCAUCUAUUGACCCACUACGUUACCACCAUUUAACAUACAUUCGUAUGGACCAAAAUAAACUAAAAGAGCCAAUAAGCUCAUACAUUUCCCUCUGCUUCCCUCUUCUACACACUAUUUAUUAUGGCGAGCAAAGAAGCACUGAUGGUCAAACAAUACAGCUGAAGACCCAAGUUUUCAGGAGAUUUCAAGGUGAUACAGAUAGUGAAGAACGUGAUGAUCAACAAGAAGGUCCAGAACAAGAAGAAACAGAAGAAAACAUUGACCCUCAUUAUUAUGGAAGUUAAGAAUGACAAGAAACUAUAAGUAUACAUUUAUGAUUUUAUACAUUAUUCAAUAUAAACUUAACUAAACAUGGAUAGCUUACAAUAAUAUCUAGAAUCAUGUAUUAGUAUAAGAUCAGACCGAAUUUAAGUUCUUGGUAACAUCUGCAUCAUUACAUAAGGUUCAAACCUACUUAAAAUGAUACAAGUCUUCAGAAAUAUAAAUCAGAAUGACAAGUGGGAAUAAAAACUUAACUUUAGGGGUGCCAGG
Messenger RNA from Prionailurus viverrinus (fishing cat), 1736 nucleotides. RefSeq names its product osteomodulin (gene OMD). The record is from RefSeq and is a predicted model, not a curated record. The coding region runs from base 242 to 1489 and encodes 415 amino acids. Gene Ontology annotation, molecular function: protein binding. The transcript is spliced from 3 exons. NCBI's taxonomy places the organism in Eukaryota, Metazoa, Chordata, Mammalia, Carnivora, Felidae.